AUGCCGCCAAAGAGGAAACGCGCCGAUGAUGCAACAGCGGCAACUGGAGACUCGGGAACGUCGACCAGAGCUACUCGUGCCUCGACGAGGGGUUCUAAGAAGUCUACGAAAGCCACCAGCGAUGGUGUAGUUGAGCCGGCGGACAGCGUCGAGGCUGGGCCUGCCACCAAGAAACCGAAGAACAAGGCCAGCAAGAGUAAAUCUGUGACAGAGCCAUCUUCGAGUGCCGUUCAAACUGCAGGAAAGACAGGGACAAAAGGCGUCGACGAGCCAGCGCACAGUAAGGGUAAAUCUCUCCCACCUCAGGAUGUAAUUCCUCCUCCCGCUGUAUCGCUCACUAAUACAACACCAGCGACUAUACCCCCGCCCAAACCCGUGCUGCCACUCAAAAAUGAACCCUACACACCUCAACGUUCUCUCUCCCUCUUCCAAAGUUACGCUGACAGCGACAACCCCAAUGUGAUUGGUCCCGAAUCGUUUGAGACACUUUGCAGUGCUGCGAAUAUCCCUUUGGAUGGCUCGCUACCUUUAAUUUUGGCGUGGCAAAUGCAGGCGAAGGAGAUGGCUAAAAUAUCGAAGGACGAGUGGGUGAAGGCCACCGAGUCGCUCAAAAUCUCCUCACUUUCCCAACUGACGAUCGCUUUGACUGAUCUGGAAAACCUGCUGAUUCUGGGGAAGCCAAGUCUCAAAAAAUCCGCAAAGAAGGAUCAGGAUCCUUAUGACCGGACACUUUACUACUCUUACGCAGACGACGCAAAAGCUGCUUUCCAAAAGUUUUACAUGUUCUGUUUUUCCCUAGCCAAACCGGAGCAAUCAAGAAACAUUGACAUGGAGACCUCAAUGGCCUUCUGGUCUGUGCUACUCACCCCCCACUAUCCCGUCAUGAAAGAAGUCCUCCAAUUCAUUACCGAAAGGCAAGGAACCUACAGGGCUGCCAACAAAGAUCUUUGGAGCAUGAUGCUCGAGUUCUGUGUGACCGUCAAGCCGACCCUUCAAGACUACGAAGCUGAUGGAGCAUGGCCGACACUACUGGAUGACUAUGUUGCCUGGAAAAAGAGUAAGACAAGCGCCGAUUCUUUGGAGACUGACUAA
Laccaria bicolor S238N-H82 is the source of this 1092-nucleotide messenger RNA. RefSeq lists its product as uncharacterized. NCBI's taxonomy places the organism in Eukaryota, Fungi, Basidiomycota, Agaricomycetes, Agaricales, Hydnangiaceae. The transcript has 12 exons. Gene Ontology annotation, biological process: positive regulation of ubiquitin-protein transferase activity; protein neddylation. Gene Ontology annotation, molecular function: ubiquitin conjugating enzyme binding; cullin family protein binding; ubiquitin-like protein binding. The coding region runs from base 1 to 1092 and encodes 363 amino acids. Gene Ontology annotation, cellular component: ubiquitin ligase complex. The record is from RefSeq and is a predicted model, not a curated record.